This is a messenger RNA of Danio rerio (zebrafish), 1571 nucleotides long. The record is from RefSeq and is a predicted model, not a curated record. Lineage: Eukaryota; Metazoa; Chordata; Actinopteri; Cypriniformes; Danionidae.
UUUAUUGAAGGACAGUGAGAAGAUGAGUGAUCCAGAACCCUGCAGAAUUAAACAGGAAGAGACUGAAGAACUAAUAGAAGUGAUGGUGAAGGAGGAGAGUGAAGAACUGAGUGGAGAUGAGGAGAAACAUCAUGUCAAGAGUGAAGAAGAAACUCAAUCAGAGACUGAACACAGUAUUUCAGUGGAUAGAGCAGCUGUUAAAGGUUUGACCUGCACUCAGUGUGGAAAGAGUUUCAGGCAGAAAUUCAGCCUCAAGCAUCACAUGAUGAUCCACACUGGAGAGAAGCCGUUCACUUGUACUCAGUGUGGUAAGAGUUUCACGCGCUCAUUAUACCUUAAUCAACACAUGCUGACUCACACCGGAGAGAGACCACACAACUGUGAUCAGUGCGGCAAGACUUUUCUGUGGUUUUCAAAUCUGAAGGAUCAUCUCAGAGUUCACACGAAAGAAAAGCCUUAUUUAUGUUCUGUGUGCGGGAAGAGCUUUACACGGCAGUCGAUUUUAACAGAACAUAAGAAGAUCCACACUGGAGUGAAAGAGUUUGUCUGCUUUAAGUGUAAGAAGACUUUCAUUAGAGUUGCAGACUUGAGAAAACACAUGAUGAUCCACACUGAAGAGAAACCGUACAAGUGUUCACACUGCAACAAGAGAUUCAGCCAGGUACAAAUGCUGGAAAUACAUGAGAGGACUCACACUGGAGAGAAACCCUUCACAUGUGAUCAGUGUGGGAAGAGUUUCACGCAAUCAUCAUACCUCCAUAAACACAUGAUGAACCACACCGGAGAGAAACCGCACAAGUGUGGACACUGCAGCAAAACAUUUUUCAGGCCUUCAGAGCUGACCAUCCAUCUCAGAGUUCAUACAAACGAGACGCCUUAUCCGUGUUCUGUGUGUGGAAAGAGUUUUACACGACAGUCAAUUUUAACGCAACACCAGAAGAUCCACGCUGGCGUGAGAGAGCAUGUGUGCUUUGAGUGCAAGAAGACUUUUAUUAGAGCUUCAGACUUGAAGAAACACCAGAGGGUUCACACUGGAGAGAAACCGUUCACGUGUUCUUUGUGUGGGAAGAGCUUCACAAAAUCAUCAUACCUUAAUCGACACAUGGAGUACCACACUGGAGAAAACACACAGAUGUGAUCAAUGCGGCAAAACAUUUUUGAUUUCUUUAGAGCUGAAGACACAUCUUAGGCCGCGUUUACACUGUGCUGUUCAAGUGACUCCAUUCAGAUUGUUUUCUCCCAUGUGGCACAGAUCGUAUAUGGCUCAUGUGCGUGUAAGCAGGAACAAAUGACAUGGAUUCUGAUUUACUCGAAUCAGAUUCAGGCCUUGUUCAUAUGUGGAAAUUUAUCCGAUAUGAAUCGGAUCUGUGCCCUCGUGUCUGCAGUAAGCAGGUAGAUCUGAUUUUCACCUGUCAAUGCGAUUCGCACGUCAUUAAAAACCACAGCGAAUUUCAGAACGGACUCCAGCAGAGUCCCAAACCUUAAAUCUCACACACACGAGGACUUAAACAGCUUUUACAUUGCCAUAUAGCACAGGUAUAAGCAUGUUAAUGAGAGCGAGAGAGCGCAAU